UCCUUUUACUUUGGUCUUUUAGCUGUCACUAGCUGUCCCCUGAAGGAACUAAUUUCUCCUUUCACACUGCAAGUCAGCAGAUCCAACCAAAGUAUCCAUUUUUCUUUUCUGUUCAAUAAAUAGAACUUUGGAUAGCAAUGCCGAAGCUUCGAAAUACUCUUUUCCUACUAUACCUUUUGUUUUUCUGCUUUGUUUUCUUCAGUGAAGCUUCAGUUCAUGAGUACAAUGGACAGAAAUUCGUCAGUAAAGGCAAUGCAUUCGUCGUCCAUGGCGGUAGCGAAGGCAUUUAUUCUUCUUUUGCUGACACCCUCAAUGUAACUGCCACUGCUGGUGACUCUUUCGUCCGUUUUGAGAAAAUUACAUUCCGUAGACCCAAAGAAUCUUCUAACUUUAGCUCACACUCGAUCCAAGCAAUCGUUUUUGAGGUGGAAGAUAGAGAGGCGAUUGGGGGUUCAGCUUAUGGGGGACAAAGAGCUGUUUGUUGCACCGCAGAUCUUGCAAAACUCGGUGUCUGUUCAGAAGGAGAAAUUAUUCAUCGCCCUUCCACAAAGAAUCCUGGCUGGCCUAAAGUGUUCGGCGUCUCAUUUAGUGAAGAUGAUGAGGCUACAACAUUGCCAUUAAAAUCUAUACAAAUUACUAAAACCGGGAUGUAUAACUUGUACUUCAUUCACUGUGAUUUAAAUCUUAAAGAUUUGACUGUUGAAGGGAAAACUGUAUGGAAAAACCCUACUGGCUAUCUGCCUGGUAGAAUGGCACCUCUGAUGAACUUCUAUGGCUUCAUGUCCCUCGCUUUUGUGAUCCUCGGAAUCUUUUGGUUCCUGCAAUAUGCAAGAUUUUGGAGAGAAGUUCUUCCUUUGCAAAAUUGUAUAACAUUAGUGAUAACCCUUGGCAUGCUUGAGAUGGCUCUUUGGUAUUUUGAUUAUGCUGAGUUCAAUGGGAGUGGAACCAGGCCUGUUGGAAUCACCAUGUGGGCAGUCACCUUUGAUACUAUUAAACGUACAAUUGCACGGAUUAUUAUUUUGAUGGUUUCCAUGGGUUAUGGUGUUGUGAGACCUACUCUUGGUGGCCUUACUUCAAAGGUAACGAUGCUUGGAGCAACCUUCUUUCUGGCAUCUGAAAUUCUUGAGCUGGUAGAAAAUGUUGGUGCUGUGAGUGAUCUUUCUGGAAAGGCAAGACUAUUUUUGGUUCUUCCGGUUGCAAUCUUAGAUGCCUUCUUCAUUCUUUGGAUAUUUACUUCUCUCUCUUCAACUUUAAAUAAACUUCAGACAAGAAGGAUGGUGGCAAAGCUGGAUAUAUACAGGAAGUUCACAAAUGCAUUGGCAGUAGCAGUUAUUGUCUCUGUCGGUUGGAUUUGCUACGAGAUUUACUUCAAGGCAAAUGAUGUUUACAACGAGCAGUGGCAGAAUGCUUGGAUCAUCCCCGCCUUCUGGCAAAUCUUAUCUUUCUCUCUGCUAUGUGUCAUCUGUGUUCUUUGGGCUCCUUCUCAGAAUUCUACGCGGUAUGCUUACUCUGGUGAAGCAAAUGAAGAUUUUGACAAAGAUGAUACUAAUUUGACACUCAUAAAACCCUCUCCAACACCUUCAAAAGAUUUUAGAACUGCACCAGAAACUAGAACGGUGCAGGGCAGCAACGGAGCAUCCUCUAAUGGUGAUUUGGAAGAAGACAAGACAGAGUGACAUAGAAACCCCACCUGUGAAUCUGUGAUUCUUAGAACUCGAUUCAAUACUCGGAUUCACUUAAAUCAAGGCCCUGUUAUAGUUGUAACAAUGAUCCCACUUUUUUUUUUUUUUUUGAACUGUAAUGAUAUCAGGGUGGCUACCAUUACAACCAAACAUCAGAUGUUGAGCUUUAUCUUUCCCUCCUUUGAUUUUAUAUUUUAUAUAUUUUUUUGGUUUUACCCCAAAAGUUUUCAUCA
Messenger RNA from Gossypium raimondii (Peruvian cotton), 1915 nucleotides. RefSeq lists its product as uncharacterized. Bases 138 to 1676 code for a protein of 512 amino acids. NCBI's taxonomy places the organism in Eukaryota, Viridiplantae, Streptophyta, Magnoliopsida, Malvales, Malvaceae. The record is from RefSeq and is a predicted model, not a curated record. Gene Ontology annotation, biological process: transport. The transcript has 5 exons. Gene Ontology annotation, cellular component: membrane; Golgi apparatus.